Molecule: messenger RNA, 579 nt
Organism: Phytophthora sojae
Lineage: Eukaryota; Oomycota; Peronosporomycetes; Peronosporales; Peronosporaceae
Exons: 1
Coding region: 1-579 (192 amino acids)
Source: RefSeq, a predicted model, not a curated record
AUGCCCGGCCGGCCGCGAGUGGUCCGGCUGGAGCCCGAUGCGGAGCCGUCGGAGCCCGCGCGCGCGCCGCAGCGGCGCAAGUCCUUCAGCUACGUGCGCAAGCUGGAGAUCGUGGCCCACUACGAGGCGCACAAGAGUCUGGACGAGACGGUGGCGCGCUUCUUCCCGGACGCGGAGCCGACCGAGCUGCGCGCCAAGAAGCAGUUGGUCAUGCGCUGGCGCCGCGAGCGCGACAAGAUCUCGGCCAUCUGCGAGGCCGGCGGCGGCCGCAAGGCCAACGACCGCCGGGCCGGCAUGGGCGCCACGCUCUCGGCCGGCGCGGAGCGGAGCAUCGUCGACUGGAUGCGCGAGGAGCAGGCGGCGGGCCGCGCAGUGUCGGCCAAGCGGCUCACGGCCCGCGCGAUGCAGGCGGCCACAGAGGACAAGCUGGCGCCCGGCUGCUUCAAGGCCUCGUGGACGUGGAGGCAGUCGUUCCUACGACGUCACGGCUUCACACAGGGGGCUCAGAGCCCAGGACAGCAACAGGAGACGGAGGAGGAGCAGGGGAACAACAACGGCCACCUAAAGGAACGACUUUAG